Messenger RNA from Terrapene triunguis (Three-toed box turtle), 857 nucleotides. RefSeq names its product SH2 domain-containing protein 6-like. The transcript is spliced from 9 exons. The record is from RefSeq and is a predicted model, not a curated record. Gene Ontology annotation, biological process: cell surface receptor protein tyrosine kinase signaling pathway; intracellular signal transduction. The coding region runs from base 32 to 760 and encodes 242 amino acids. NCBI's taxonomy places the organism in Eukaryota, Metazoa, Chordata, Testudines, Emydidae. Gene Ontology annotation, cellular component: cytoplasm.
CAGUGCGGCGGAGGAGUCCGAGGAGGGUGACAUGUACGAGGCGCCCCCCUGUGAGAGCCAGGCCUGGAAGGUGGCUCCAGCCAAGAGGCAGGAGGACACGGACGGCACCUACCUAGAUCACGCCACUGCCCGGCGCUGCUCGGAGCCUUUUGCCCUCCUGCCGGCCAAGUUCCUGUCAAAGCUCAGCCUGGUGCCUGGCACAGACGCUGGCAAUGGAGAGGAGAUGCCCCAGGGCCUGGCCUGCGGGAAAGUUCAGGACAGAACCCGGGCGAAGCUCCCCCCAGCUCCCGGCAGUCGCCGGGUCUCCCUGCCCGUCCCCCUCCCGAGCCUGGCUGAUUCCUCCCCCGAAGCCUCGAGCAAAGCCCCAGCCUGGCCCAGGGGCAGUGGCUCCCCGGUGGAGGAUCCUGGCAUGCAGGACCAGGCCUGGUACGCGGGGAGCUGCGACCGGCACCUGGCGGAGCGCGUCCUGCAGGGGGUCAAUAAGGACAGCGCGUUCAUGGUGCGACAGAGCUCGGGGCAGGGCUGGAACCAGCCAUUCACCUUGGCCGUGCUGUACAAGGGCCACGUCUACAACAUCCCCAUCCGCUACGUGGAGAGCAGCCGCCAGUACGCGCUGGGCAAGGACGGGAAGAGCCGCGAGGAGCGGUUCGACAGCGUGGCCGGCAUCAUCCAGCACUACCGCGAGCACCCCCUGGUGCUGAUCGAGGGCAGCUCCGCCUCCAGGGCGCACACCUGCCUGCUCUUCCCCGUCAAGCCCUGAGGGCCGGGGGCAGGCUGGGGGCCCGGCUGCGGCCACCCCCCAGCUCUGCCGUGUGGGACUUGAGGUUCUCUGCACUGGCCGCUCUGGGGUGGACAGC